AUAAACAACCACAGAACCACAAGUUGGGUAGCCUGGCAGUGUCAGAAGUCUGAGCCCGGCAUAGUGGUCAGCAAGCAGGACGAAUCACACUGACUGCAAACCACAGGGUUUUGCAGAGUUUUGAACAUCAUCAACCCACAGCCAAGACGCCGCUUUUUUUUUUUUUUUAAUCUUUACCAAUUUGAAUAUUCGUCUUCGCAAAGGUAAAAGAAAUCAUUGAAUCCCCCGCCUUCAGAAGAGGUACCUUUGCAGGAGGAAGCGAUGGCUUCAGACAGCAUAUUUGAGUCAUUUCCUUCAUACCCACAGUGCUUCAUGAGAGAAUGUGUACAUGGAAUGAAUCCAUCUAGAGACGUUCACGAUGCCAGCACGAGCCGCCGCUUCACGCCGCCUUCCACCGCGCUGAGCCCGGGCAAGAUGAGCGAGGCGCUGCCGCUGGGCGCCCCGGACGCCGGCGCCGCCCUGGCCGGCAAGCUGAGGAGCGGCGACCGCAGCAUGGUGGAGGUGCUGGCCGACCACCCGGGCGAGCUGGUGCGCACCGACAGCCCCAACUUCCUGUGCUCUGUGCUGCCCACGCACUGGCGUUGCAACAAGACCCUGCCCAUCGCUUUCAAGGUGGUGGCACUGGGGGACGUUCCAGAUGGCACUCUGGUCACUGUGAUGGCAGGCAAUGAUGAAAACUACUCAGCCGAACUGAGAAAUGCAACAGCGGCCAUGAAAAACCAAGUCGCGAGAUUCAAUGACCUCAGGUUUGUCGGUCGGAGUGGAAGAGGAAAGAGCUUCACUCUGACCAUCACCGUCUUCACAAACCCACCACAAGUCGCCACCUACCACAGAGCCAUCAAAAUCACAGUGGACGGACCCCGAGAACCUCGAAGACAUCGUCAGAAACUAGAUGAUCAGACCAAGCCCGGGAGCUUGUCCUUUUCCGAGCGGCUCAGUGAACUGGAGCAGCUGCGGCGCACGGCCAUGAGGGUCAGCCCACACCAUCCGGCCCCUACACCCAACCCUCGGGCCUCCACUGCCUUUAACCCUCAGCCUCAGAGUCAGAUGCAGGAUACAAGGCAGAUCCAGCCGUCCCCACCAUGGUCCUACGAGCAGUCCUACCAGUACCUGGGACCCAUUGCCUCUCCUUCUGUCCACCCAGCAACACCCAUCUCGCCUGGACGGGCCAGCGGCAUGACAACCCUCUCUGCAGAGCUUUCCAGUCGACUCUCAACCGCGCCCGACCUAACGGCCUUCGGCGACCCACGCCAAUUUCCCACGCUGCCCUCCAUCUCCGACCCCCGCAUGCACUACCCCGGCGCCUUCACCUACUCCCCGACGCCCGUCACGUCGGGCAUCGGCAUCGGCAUGUCGGCCAUGAGCUCGGCCACGCGCUACCACACGUACCUGCCGCCGCCCUACCCCGGCUCGUCGCAGGCGCAGGGCAGCCCGUUCCAGGCCAGCUCGCCGUCCUACCACCUGUACUACGGCGCGUCAGCCGGCUCCUACCAGUUCUCCAUGGUGGGCGGCGAGCGGUCGCCGCCGCGCAUUCUGCCGCCCUGCACCAACGCCUCCACCGGCUCGGCGCUGCUCAACCCCAGCCUCCCGAACCAGAGCGACGUGGUGGAAGCCGAGGGCAGCCACAGCAACUCCCCAACCAACAUGGCGCCCGCCGCGCGCCUCGAGGAGGCCGUGUGGCGACCCUACUGAGGCUGCGCACGCGCUCUCCGUGCGUCCGGGCGUCGUCCCGGAAGCACCUCCUUCGGGCUCCGGUCUCGUGUGCUCGGGAAACCCGCGUGGGCCCGGCCGCCGGCCCUGGGGAGCGCGCCGCUGCCAACUAUGGUGAUGUCACUCCGGGCGGGGCCUCGGGGCCGCCUGUGCUUCUCAAGUCCGUGCAGUUCACAAUUGCCAUUGGCCCAUCUCAGAUUUUUCUAACCUGAUGCAACUUGAGGGUGUCCGCUUCACCACACCGUGGACACGCUGUAAGGCAAACAGAAAGAUUCCCAGAGGGAAACUGUGAAUGCUUCUGAUUUAGCAAUGCUGUGAAUAAAAGAAAGAUUUUAUACCCUUGA
Molecule: messenger RNA, 2054 nt
Organism: Mesoplodon densirostris (Blainville's beaked whale)
Lineage: Eukaryota; Metazoa; Chordata; Mammalia; Artiodactyla; Ziphiidae
Gene: RUNX1
Product: RUNX family transcription factor 1
Exons: 9
Coding region: 262-1692 (476 amino acids)
Biological process (GO): regulation of cell differentiation; regulation of transcription by RNA polymerase II; hemopoiesis
Cellular component (GO): nucleus
Molecular function (GO): DNA-binding transcription factor activity, RNA polymerase II-specific; RNA polymerase II cis-regulatory region sequence-specific DNA binding; ATP binding
Source: RefSeq, a predicted model, not a curated record